GAAUGGUCUUAUGAGUCAUCUGCAAAACCAUUUAUUUUCUUCAAAAUUCGCUCCAGCACUAAUAUCAUUCAUCUUAUUGUGAACACUGAACAGGGUAAGAUAAUCAAUAUAGCAUCAGUAGUUGGCCUGGUUGGCAAUUUUGGGCAAGCUAACUAUAGUGCAGCAAAGGCUGGUGUUAUUGGCCUGACAAAAACUGUGGCCAAGGAAUAUGCAAGUAGAAAUAUUAAUGUGAAUGCUGUUGCCCCUGGGUUCAUUGCAUCUGAUAUGACUGCUAAGCUAGGGGAUGACAUCGAGAAAAAGAUUUUGGGGCAAGUCCCACUAGGAAGGUAUGGUCAACCAGAAGAAGUUGCUGGAGUGGUGGAAUUCUUGGCCAUUAAUCCAGCAGCAAAUUAUAUCACUGGCCAGGUUUUAACUAUUGAUGGUGGUAUGGUGAUGUAAGAGGUCUUUGGAAAAGUACAACAAUUUGAUACUUCUGUUUUUCAGCCAAAUGAAGACUAAUUACAGUUUUAGGCAAAUGAACCAAGAAUAUUUUGAAAUAAAUUGAUAUUGGUUUUGAAAUAGCCUUCUUCAACUUUUGUACUGAAAAUGAUUGCUGUUGGAACAGUUCUUUAUGUAGCUGACAUCAGAACUGUCUUUAGUUCAAGUGUCAUUUUAAAACACAACAUUAUAUCUGCCUAAUACUGACAACCAUUUCUUCUCCUUUUCUCUUCCAUGA
Messenger RNA from Nicotiana tabacum (common tobacco), 715 nucleotides. NCBI's taxonomy places the organism in Eukaryota, Viridiplantae, Streptophyta, Magnoliopsida, Solanales, Solanaceae. The record is from RefSeq and is a predicted model, not a curated record.